This is a messenger RNA of Ectocarpus siliculosus, 7646 nucleotides long. NCBI's taxonomy places the organism in Eukaryota, Phaeophyceae, Ectocarpales, Ectocarpaceae. The record is from the annotation of a GenBank genome assembly.
AUGGCCUUUCGCCGUGUUCGGCGAAGGUACAUCGACGCGAGAAAAAACAGCAACAUAAAGUCUAUCGUCGAAGAACUGUUGGGAGCGAUCGAAGGCAACGGCAUGACCAUCCGCACCUGGUUCGAGAUCAUGGACCAGCUGUCCAACAACAACAUGAUCAACCAAAGCGAGUUCUCCAAAGGCAUGGAGAUGCUGCAGAAUCACAGUACGGAGAGAAUGAAGCAACCCGUUUUGAGCGCCGAACAGAUCCAAGAGCUGUUUGUCUACAUGGACGCCAACCACGAUGGCAUACUGGUGCUCAAUGAGGUAGCGCUCGCGUGCAAAGUGGAGCACUACAAGACGACAUCUUCGCAAGAAAUGGAUGCCAUCACGUCCAUGAUGCAGGCUUUGGACGACUACAUGGGAGUCCACUACAUGAAGAUCCGGGACCUCUUCGUGCACCUCGAUAGGGACAAAAGCGACGGCCUGAGUCGAGCUGAGAUCCGGUGCGGAUUUCACGCGAUCCAGGCGGAGGCCAAGAGGAAGCAGGAGGCUGCCGUUCGCCGGAAGCAAAAGGAAGCCGUGAAGAGAGCAAUCAGGGAGGAUGAAGCGAGGAUUGCGGAAGCGAAAAGGGAGGAGAUGGACCGGUUGGUGUAUAAACAGCGGCGUUUGUCCAUGGCAGGAGAGGCGGCGUGGAUCCUCGCCCCUCUGACGAGCCAGCAUGACCCGUGGGUGACAGAAGAGAACGGGCUGUUGUACAAGGCGGCGAGGGGGAGAGCUCCGGCGCAGGCGCUGAUCGUCUACUUUCGAAGCUAUAAACCCGACGAUGGCCCGGUGUACGGCGUGAUCAUGCACCCUCGCGAGUUCCUUGGCAAUGUCACCAUGAGAGUCACGCUCCUCUUCAAGUACAACGAUGACAAGUACGCGGGGCCAGCUCGCAUUUUGCACCCGACGGGGGGAGCAUUUGAAGCAGCCAAUGCAUCCUCGGCCGCAUUUGUGUCCAAGCCUGAGCUCAGGUACAUUGAAACGGACUCGGAGUGGCGAGAUGUCAUUGGCCGCCAGUUUGCCAGCAAGAGCGAGGCGCGCCUGCAUCAUAUUUCCAAGUGGAUCAGAGACCAGCUCGCAACACUUUCGGCGGCCGAAGAAAAGGAGCCCCGGGUAUCGGCAUCCGCCGUAAAGGAAUCUUUGGGCGAAGUCAUGGAGUUUGUCAACAACCCGGACAACUUGUGGGCCGUGACGAGGGAGAUGCUAGAGACGAUCGUGUCUUACAUAAGAGCUCCGCAGUCUGAAAGCGACGAGGCACCCGUGCUUGCGGCCACAAUACUAUGGAAGCUCAGCGAGUACGAGGACUUCGUGUUGCCCCUGCUCAGGGCCGACGCGGCGGGAAAAUGCGCCGCGGCGAUAGAAGAACUCGGCCCUCCGCGGGCAGGCCCGUUGCAGUACUGGCUGCAGGUCUCGGUGCAGACACGGGUGACCGGCGUGCUGUGCCGGAUAGGAUGCGCCGCGAGCGUAGACGGUCCUGUGCGGCUUAGGGUGGCCAGCGCCCUCAUCGCCGUCGUCGCUCGCCCGCGGGGACCUCUAGAGGCUCGCAAGGACUACCGGGAAGGUGCCGACGGCAAGAUCCUGUCCUUCGCCUCCUUCGCGCUGGGAAAUCUCGUGGCGACGUCCACCUCAAUCAGAGGCAGCAUCGCACACCGCUCCAGCCUGUUCGAUGCGCUUGUGUCGGCCCUGCGGCCGGCCACCGGUGGAGCAGGCGGCGCUAGGGGAGGGAGGAGCGUCGGCGGUGUGCUCGGGGGGUCUCCUCUACAAGCCGUGGCGUGCGCCGCGUUCUGCCUGGCCCACGUAACGACGGGCGAGUCUGCCCCGCUCCUGACCCGAGGAAAAAUCCUUUCGGCGUGCCUGACGCUGUCAGGCCUCUUGGACGUCUGCGUCGAUCAACUAGAGGCGGGGGUAGGUGAUAGUAGUAGUGCCAGAGGAGCGACCGAUGGAUCGGCCUCUGAAGUGUUCCCGAUCACGGUUCCGAAUGACGACGCUGCUGGUGCUGCUGCUGCGACAGGAGAGAGCGGCACGCUCUCGGUCACGAUGGUUAUGGAGAGUGCCGGAAAGGCUCUUUGGGGCUGCCUUUCCCACCUUUCUGAUUCAACAAACGGAGACGAUAGUACAUCCCGAAGCAUACGCGAUUCCUCCAGCUGCGAAGGAUCUGUCGGAAGCCCCGAUCGGACGGAGCUUAGCAGUGGCGGGAUCAGCGGAGGUGCCUCGGUCGACAGUGGGUGCCAAGCCCCCGACUUGAAGGGCAAUGAGCAGGGUGCCCUAUCGGCAGCAGGGAUUCCAUCCGGCAACGCCGAGGGUGGUGUCAGUAUUUGUGGCGGAGAUGAUUCGAUCACGGACAGGCCAUCCAUGUCUCCUCGCCACAUCCUGUCCAAGUGCGCGCUGACACUGCUUGGACUCCUAUCUCAAGUUGCCAAGCACCAUGCGCACCGCCGCAGCAGUGUUGGUGUCGAAUCGACAGGAAACGACCCGAACUGUAAAAGAAUGAGUAGAAGCGGUAGAACGGGUAGCACAAGCAGCACCAAAGUGAGCAGCAACAUCGACCACAGCGAAACGACCGGCAAGAGCAACAGCAACGGAGGCAACAGCAGCAUCGGUGGUGUUCCUCACUCGAUCGUCGCCAUCGCGGGAUCCUGCCUUUCGCGCGUCGCGCAAGACAUUGACCUCGCCGCCGGCCCGCCUGGCGCCAUGGAGUCGGUUCUGGCCCUCCUCUUGCCAUCGGCCGGCCUGCUCGUCAGACAACAGGCAGCCCUCACCCUAAGCGCGAUCGCUGGGCAAGGCUUUCAGACUUUGUCCGACUUUCGUACGGAGAAGGCGGCGGUGGCAGCGGCCGCGAGAUGGUCUUGUGGCGGCGGGGGCAAUGAUAGUGAGAGAAACGGGGGCAGUGACGACGCAGCACAAUGGCCGGGGCAGGGAGAGGGUGGGCGGGAAAGGAAACGGUUGCUUUUGUGGGGGACGUUUUGUGCCGGCGUGGUUGAGGGGACGGGCGCUCAGAUCAUCCUGGACUGUGCCUUACCCGGCCCCUCCUCAAGGCCAAACAGCCGCCUCCUACGAGAGCGAGCGGCGCUGGCGUUCUCCUUGGUCUGCCUCUGCGCCGGCCUGAGACCGGCAUCCUCCGCCGUCCAGGGGGGAAUUGUGUCCUUGUUGCGGUGCCGCGACGGUGAGGUUGUGGGCGGGGCCGCUACGGCGGCCCUGUGGGCCCUCUGUCGGGUUCCGGUAAACAGAAAAGCUUUCGCCAAGACCAGAUGUUUCGACUACCUACUUCUCACAAGUAUCACUCGUUCACGAGCCCUCGUCUGUUGCACGCUUUCUGAGAACGAGGGAGUGGUUACCAGCUUCUGCUCGAAACGUCUUCAAAAAAGGCAGAUCUAUCCCAUAUCACUGUUAGUUGAGCCCGAGAACGCCCUCCAGAUAACGAACCAUGGAGGAAGCAUUGCCAAGCUCGUCUCGUGGGCAACUCCCUUGAAUGGCGAUCACAACUCCGAGGAUUUGUCACGCAUGAUUACCGUGGAGGACAACGCUAAGACCGCUAGCUGUCUCGGGGUGAUACGAAGGUGUUUGCUGCUCCCCGAAGGAAUGAAGGCGCUUGCCGACGGUCUCGCAAGCUACUCCCUGAUCCAGCUCGUUCUGCAGUUGCUCAGGGUCGGAGUGUGGGUGAAAUCCGUCCUUCCUCUGACCCUCAGAGAGGCUCAAGGCGUCCUCUUCGCCGUGCAGGACCGAGCAGAGUAUCGCGGCUACUGCGAGAGCAUCUGCGGGGGCGAUCCCUUCGGCGUAGAGGACACCCUAGCGUUGCAGCUCCAGCGGCCGGGCGUGAAGUACGCCGCACUAGCCGGUGAUGCCGUGGUCGGCUUGGCCAGCCUUUCGGUUACCCUCGCGUCUCGCCGCCGACUGGCCGUGAACGGCACGGUCGAGAGCGUUGACAGGUUGCUGGCGCGCAGCAUGGCGAUUGAAAGUGGUGGCGGCCGCGAGAAGGGAUCAAAGGGCGAUCACGAAGCUGUCAGAAACAUGGCAAAACUCUUGAAAAACCUUUCGAGCGUACCCGAGGCGCACAGGCGACUCUCCAACCGCCCGCUUCUACCUCUCAUCACCCGCCUCUGGGAGGAGAGCCCUGACGAGGCCACAUCACAGCUCGCCUGUCACGUCCUAGCAAACCUCAGCCGCAGCGACGUGCCUGGCGUUAGGAAUCGCCUUUUCCAGCUACACCUGGCAGCAGAGUCCGAAGUAGUACGCCGAACAAGAGCCAGCGGUGGUGCCGGUACUACACCUGCUCCUAUUGCGAAACAGAAGCCCUCAGCUGCCGUCCCCCGACAAGGCUUCGCUGCCUCUAGUACCGCAACGAGAGCACAGCACGGCGAGACCAACAGCCGAGACGACGACACUGUGAGCCUUUCCUCGAGCGUGUUCCGCCGGGACGGCUUCGUUGAAGGCCACCGCUACAAGGGAAAUGGCUGCACAAGUGACGCAAAGUCAGCCGCGGUGUUGUUGUCGCAGGAAGCGUUACGCCGCGACGCCCGCCGUGACGCACAAUACCGUCUGCGUUUGAUGCCCGCCGCCCUGUGGGGAAGCCGGGCGAGACACGUCGACGACGGCUGCAGUGGAGGCGAGGAUGGCCUCGACGUGGCGGGGAUAGUGGAGAAGCAGCGGACACGGCAGACAUUUUUGACGGCUGGAUUGGACGAAGCUUCGGGGGCGGUAGCAGUGGAGUCGGCUACGGUAACAUCAACGCUGAAUGCGAGACACGAUAGGCAUCAAGCGAAGCGAGAUGGGUCUUGCCCGUCAAAACAAAAAAUAGGAGGCGCGGCUGCGGUUGUGGUGCAACCUUCUGUUGGCGACUUUGACGAUGGUGGUGGCGAUGGGAUCGUGUUCCAAGGCACGGCGAAGGUGUCCCAGGCGGCGUCGCUGAAGAGACCCGCCGUUACCGCGAACGUGCCGCUGCGGUGGCAAUCCAGGGUGGUCGCACUGUCGAGCCUUAGGGAUAGCUUAAACGGCGGUGCGACUCGAGGUUCGCCAUCAAUGGGCCAGAGGAUGGCGAAGGCGAGGUGUCGAGCCCGCCAACGCAGCAAGGAAAACAGGCAACACGAAUUCACCUCUACCACUGCUUGCAAGGAUAUGAACAAAGGCAACAACAGCAACGAGACCCAAGAAUCGAAAGAAGUCACUUCCUCCGACUCCGCCAGUCCCGACCAACGCUGCCGCCCUUCCAAAAUCGGCGAUACACGAAUGACCCUUGCGGAAUGGACAUCGAGAGAAGACGUGCAUGUACCGGGAGGAGAGAAAAGCACCGACGACAGUGGCGGGUGUGGUAGAGGCGCUGAAGGCAUUCUUUCCUUGGUGGAAGGUGGAAGACCCUCAACUGCACCGAUGCACUCGGAUGGGAAGGUGAUCAUGAGGCCCCUCGGGCUCGGACAAGUCGACAAUGGCGUACCUGGCGGGAGUUUGGAACCUCCGUCGGUAGUGUUCGAACCAGGUUCCUCACGGCUACGGACGCGCAGGAUUAUUCUUGAUAGAGUGUACCGCUUCACGCGGCAUCAAGAACAAAGCACCAUCAUGGGCGCACCAAGCGGAUCGACCGACACCAACCGUGGCACGACAGAGUUCAACAAGGGAUCAGCACCAGAUCCAGCGCCACAAGCGGGUCUAACAUCCUCUGGGUCACCCGAGGACCCGGGAAAAGCUGGCGGACACUUCUCCAAGGAGACAAUCAUCCUCGAGCCGACGUCCCCGACCACGCACUUCGUCUUCAAACCACCUCCCCGCAACUGCGUCGACAGCGAGGGGAGAGUGGUUUUGGAGGCCUCCUCGGAAGGGGUUCGGAUAAAGGACGACGACAGAAUACGACUGGACCGCUUUCAACACGUCCCCGGGUGUAUGGUGUGCCGUGGGAGCCUCGGCCACGUAAAGGGAAUGGACGGGCGCUACUACCAUCACUACGCCAGCUCCGACCGCAUGUGGUACAUGCCUGAACACCCAGGCCCGUACCCAACCCCGGCGGAGCCCCCUUCAUUGGAAAAGCUAGGCAUACUACCCCCAGAACCGGAGCCCCCGCUUUCGCCAGUUUCUGGAGAGGUGGUCCUUCCAUCCCCUGAAGACCUCCCGGGGACAGAACCUCCGAACGCCCCACCCCUUUCCCGCCACUACAUGAAAGUGUCGACAGAGGCAUGCUCACGGUGUCAACAGGGCGGCAAGUGCCCCGGCCAGGGACUUUGUCCGGUGAUGGGAGUGGUGCCCGUGGAAUCGGUGAUCCUCUUGGUCGAAGAGCCUAGGUUAAGGGAUGACUUCGACGAUCUUGGCGAGGCGGUCGUCGCUGAAGACGGCAGGGCUUGGUCUGUGGAAAGGAGCUCCGUCUUCUCUCAGAGGAAACGUCAGUGCGAGAGCCGGGCAGUGCUCAACACCGACAAGGUAAAACGAUCUCGUUUCGAGAUGUCAUUCGGGCGAGCCUCGAAGAUGCAGAGGUUCCCCCGCUUCGUGGCGGAGGGAAACCGCGACAUCAUCAUCAAGAAGACGAGCGUCAAGCAGGAGAUCGCCGUCAUCAGAGAGACGCUGUGGGCCCACUACAACACGCUCCUCAGCUCCUUCAACUACUACGUCUCCCUCGACGGGGUGUUCGGGGAGCCCGACGGCGCGGCCUUCCAGCUUGGGAGGGACCAGUAUUCGGCGUUUCUGUCCGACAUUCUGCACACUCGGGAGAAGGAAAACAAGGUGGUUAACGACGAGCUCAACCGAACCUUCGCGAAAGUCAACGCCGAGGAGGACUCUUCCACGGCAUCGGGGCUGGCGAACCUGGACCGGCGGUUGUGCGAGCAGGAAUGGAUGGAGUGUAUGGUUCGAAUCGCGGCGAUCCUGUACAGGAAGGAGACCAACAACGGAUCUGUGGCCAGAGCAUUAAGUCGCUUCAUGGCCGAGUUGGUCCAUCGUCUUCCAAAGGCGGCUCUCCUCGAUCCGGACGCUUAUCGGAGAGAAUGGUUGUACAAGGAAGGGCUGGAGAAGGCCCUGACCAAAAGGAUCGAGGGGUUCCGUGCGCUGUUUCAGACUUACCCCAAGAACAAUCUGGCAGUCAAAGCAGCCCGGCGCCGGAUACAGGUGCCGAAAGAGGAGCUGCUACGGUUCUCCCUCACAGACUGGGAGAUGCUCGUGGACGACGCCGGCAUUUUUCGAAUGCUUCAAAGAGCCAAGGUCAAGAGGGUAUUCAUCCAGUCGAGGAUGCUUGUAACAGAUGAGCUUGUGGAUCGCACCAAGAAUUGCUGUUUGACGCCGGUGGACUUUUUGGAGGCCAUGGUACGGCUGGCUGAUGCCCUCCCCCGCCAAGGGGACCUCUGGCCUACGACAGAAGAGUCGUUCGAGGAAUUUUGCUCUGUACUCUUCAGUGGUCUGGAGACACGCUGGGCCGGUCGUCUACGGGUGCACAUGGCGGGCAGCGACGACGAUGGCCGCACAGUCCUGAACUUCCGGAAUUUCAUGAAGAACACGGGCAUCGAAACGCGCGAAGCCACAGAAGACUUCGCGGCGUCGUGCGCGAUUGAAGACGAUAGAAAGAGUGUGCAUAGCCUUGGGGCAGAUAUGGAAGAGUGCGCCAUUUCCGAGCAACGAAGUGCAAGGUAGUUUAUGUCCGCCUUCUGUAA